Micropterus dolomieu (smallmouth bass) is the source of this 3452-nucleotide messenger RNA. RefSeq names its product Ras association domain family member 8b (gene rassf8b). Gene Ontology annotation, biological process: signal transduction. Bases 407 to 1717 code for a protein of 436 amino acids. NCBI's taxonomy places the organism in Eukaryota, Metazoa, Chordata, Actinopteri, Centrarchiformes, Centrarchidae. The record is from RefSeq and is a predicted model, not a curated record. The transcript is spliced from 9 exons.
CCAUCAUGCCUUGCGGUGUCCCAGUUCAGUUCCGAUGUAAUUUACAACAAGCUCUUUGGUCUCACUCAGUGACGGGCAGAGUAGCAGAAGACAGGCAAGACAGCAGAAGCCUUGAAAGCUCCUAUGUCGGAUGUCCAAUAACCGCACGGGUUAUAGAGGCGGGGAUGCGCGCACACCGUUAACUCUGAUGUUGGCGCAGAGCAGCACGGAAUUAAACAGGAUCUCCGGCAAGUGGCCCGCAAAACAUGCAGCGGAAAGUACCGGAUUUGAUUGAGAAAUACUGAGGCUCCAGCACAACAGGAGAGUUUCAAAUGCUCUAACACGCAGUGAUCUUCCGCAGAAAAAAGGAUGGUCAGUAAAACACUAUUAUCACCCCCUUGUGGUGUGGAGGAAUGAGGGCCUCUGGAUGAAGGCCAUGGAGCUGAAAGUGUGGGUGGACGGAGUGCAGCGCAUCGUGUGCGGGGUCACGGAGUUCACCACAUGCCAGGAAGUGGUCAUUGCUUUGGCACAAGCCAUUGGACGUACUGGUAGGUACACUUUGAUUGAAAAAUGGCGCGAGACAGAACGUCACCUGGCUCCACAUGAGAACCCUGUAGUGUCCCUCAACAAGUGGGGUCAGUAUGCCAGUGAUGUCCAGCUCAUCCUCCAGCGGACCGGCCCGUCUGUUAGCGAGCGGCCCACCUCUGACGGGCAGGCUCGAGUCCCAGAGCGUGGCUUCUACCGGCAGAGCCUUCCGCCUCUGGCCAAGCUCCGCCCAUCAGGGACAGACCGCUCCCUCAAAAGAAGGGAACCCAAACGCAAGUCUCUGACCUUCACUGGAGGGGCCAGGGGUCUGCGGGACAUAUUUGGGAAAAGCAGAGAUGCUGAAGCUAAACAACCCCAGCGCGGUGUGAGUCUGAAUCUGAGCAGGGUUGGGGGUGUUGGAGUAGCAUCUGUACCUGGGAGUCCAGCCAGUGAGCUGAGCCGGCUGGUGCAGCUGCAGAGAGACAAACUCCAGGCCCUGGAGAGCCGUCUGCAAGGCUGCGAGGCUGAGCUACGAGACUGUGAGAGGGCCACCGGCCAGGCCAAUGAAGGGGAAAGUCUCGAGGAGGAGUUGAUGCUUUUAGAGCAGCAGGUGCGGAGGAACGAUGCAGAGAUGGAGGAGGAGGAAUUCUGGCAGAACGAGCUGCAGAUCGAGCAGGAGAGCGAGCGGAAACUCCGGCAACAGCUCUCCGAGCUGCAGGGAGGGGUGCGCAGCUGCGAGUCCAAGCUUUUAGAGUACUUAGCACGUAUACAGAACAUGGAGGCAGGCCUGGAGCAGGAGCGGCUACAGCAGGAGGCCGAGCUAAACCAGAAGAUAGAUGAGGAGGAGGUGCAAGCGCAGCUGGAGAAAGUGAGGGCAGAGCUGGAAAUGCAGAGCCAACACACGGCGCGGCUGGAGAGCAGCUGCAGGGCGUUGGAACAUUCGCUUGGCCAGUCCAGCAAGAGAUUACAGGAGAAGGAACAGGAGCUGGAGCAGCUGACAAAAGAGCUACGACAGGUCAACCUGCAGCAGUUCAUUCAGCAGACCGGUACCAAGGUCACCGUGCUGCCUGCUCAACCUACAGGAGAAAACAACAACGAAGUGGAGUCUGGCUCUCUGAAACAACUUGGCUCUUCUCGUCUCUUACCCAGUGACCUUCGCACUCUCCAAAGCACUGUGUCCUCUAGCUUCAACCCCGAGGGCAUCUACGUUUGACCCCAAACUGACAGUAUUUGGGCAGCAGGGCAGCCUGAUGUUAUUAGGCCUGUUAGUACUUACGAUUGGAAGGCCCAAGAAUUGACUCCUAAAACUGCUGAAAUGCUCUUGAGCAAAGCCCUGAAGCAACCCCAGCUCCAGGAACACCCUAGGUGUGGAGGAUGUUGACAAAAACACUAAAUGGGAUAUCACAAAAAACAGUUGUGACGAAGAAACUUCCAUCUGUUUAGCAUCUUUCCUGCACUGCCUCCUCUUCAAUCUCACUAGGACAGAGACUCAAACUGAUGUCAAUAUUCAUUUGCAAGCUAACAUUUAUUCUGUCUGUACUCCAAUGGGCAAGUGUCUCUCUUAAAUCACUCCCGGACUGCAAAAGCUCCAUUUCCUCAGAAUCUAAAUAAUUCACAUGCCAGCACAUGUGCUUUUGUUGACUGAGGAGGCUUCAGGCAAACAGUGCAGAUAAACAUUAUUUUUUUGUGAAUCAGAAACCGGGGGGAAUUUCAGGAUGUGUCUCACAUGUAAACAUAAUCCAUGCACGAGCAUGCAAAAACACCGACACCACACCUGUGCUAUAACCAUAGCCAUAUCCGAUUGCCUUACUCUGGUGUUUAAAAACCAGACGUCAAUAAGUCUAAUAUUAAAACAGAACUUAAGGUAGCUACUUAACUAUGCGCCAUAUAAAUUUGAUGAAAUAGCACCAAUUCAGGUGAUACCUAGUCAUGGUAACUGAUGUCAGUAUCACUCACCACUGGCGCAAUCCUUUACUUUCACAUAAGUUUGAAUUUUUGUAUUGAUUUUAACGGGAAAUAAAUUUGGAAAAAAUGAAAAGUAAAUUAUGUAAAAAGGAAUAGAGGAGAAAAUUGAUGGAGUAACAUCAUCAACAACAGAACAUUUUUGGUGAAAUAGUUUGGAUGUAGGUUCAGUUUUGUCAUCUUCAGUGAAGCGCCAUUAAUCUCCUCUUUGUUUCAUUUGAACACUUUCUCCAAAAAGCUCUGAAGUGUGAAUGGAGAGAUAGCAAUGAGGGAGGCCUCUGAGCCUGCAGUGGAAAUCCAGCCUGGAAAAUUUGCCAACACUGACUUCACACCCAAUCUUACCACCAGGUGGCGCCAAAACAUAUAUUAUUCAGACAGGUGAAAGUUAACUGUGUCAAAGUUACUCCUGGUCUGAUGUUAUCAGCCUUCCAUCAUUUUAAUGGGUCAAAAAUGACAUAUCAUUGAAAUAUUACACCAACAUGCUAUAUUGUUUUGUCUGAGUUUCAUUUGAUUUUUAACAUUUUAACGAAAUAAAGAUGUCUUAUAUGAACCAAAGCUAGUAUAAAAAAAUAGUUAGAUGAAUGUACUUUUUUUACAUGUAUGCAAUGCCCAUGAAGUGUCGAUCGACUUGAAUCAAGUAGUAGUCGCAUAUAUUUUUCAUGGUAGCAGGAAAAGACAGAAGACACAGUAAAGACAAUGACAAACCUUGUAAAAAUCUGACACCUUCUUUUCAGGCUAAAACACUUAAAACAAUGCAGCUACAAUUCCACAAGUGUCUGGAUGUCGCUGCAUUUACCCAAUUCAAGUUGAUAAUUUCUCAACACAGAAUAAAAGGAGAUUUCUCGCUGGGUUUCUGGGAUGAAACUGACAGAAAUUGCAUAAGAAUAUGGGAGCUCAAACAAAGGUCAAUAAGAAAUUGAGCUUGUGAAAUGAUGUUCAGAAUCUAUUUCAAAGUCUGCGUUCGUAUUUCAAACCUGUGAAAAUCU